Molecule: messenger RNA, 891 nt
Organism: Lottia gigantea (owl limpet)
Lineage: Eukaryota; Metazoa; Mollusca; Gastropoda; Lottiidae
Exons: 2
Source: RefSeq, a predicted model, not a curated record
AUCAGAUACAAGAUCUAUAGAGUACCUCUGAUACGUUACAGAAUAAUAUAUCACAAUAUAUCAGAUACAAUUAGAUACAAGAUCUAUAGAGUACCUCUGAUAUGCUACAGAAUAAUAUAUCACAAUAUAUCAGAUACAUUUAGAUACAAAUACAAGUUCUAUAGAGUACCUCUGAUACGUUACAGAAUAAUAUAUCAUAAUAUAUCAGAUACAUUUAGAUACAAGUUCUAUAGAGUACCUCUGAUACGUUACAGAAUAAUAUAUCACAAUAUAUCAGAUACAUUUAGAUACAAGUUCUAUAGAGUACCUCUGAUACGCUACAGAAUAAUAUAUCACAAUAUAUCAGAUACAUUUAGAUACAAGUUCUAUAGAGUACCUCUGAUAUGCUACAGAAAAAUAUAUCACAAUAUAUCAGAUACAAUUAGAUACAAGAUCUAUAGAGUACCUCUGAUACGCUACAGAAUAAUAUAUCACAAUAUAUCAGAUACAUUUAGAUACAAGUUCUAUAGAGUACCUCUGAUAUGCUACAGAAAAAUAUAUCACAAUAUAUCAGAUACAAUUAGAUACAAGAUCUAUAGAGUACCUCUGAUACGCUACAGAACAAUAUAUCACAAUAUAUCAGAUACAAUUAGAUACAAGUUCUAUAGAGUACCUCUGAUAUGCUACAGAACAAUAUAUCACAAUAUAUCAGAUACAAUUAGAUACAAGAUCUAUAGAGUACCUCUGAUAUGCUACAGAACAAUAUAUCACAAUAUAUCAGAUACAAUUAGAUACAAGUUCUAUAGAGUACCUCUGAUAUGCUACAGAACAAUAUAUCACAAUAUAUCAGAUACAAUUAGAUACAAGAUCUAUAGAGUACCUCUGAUACGCUACAGAAUAAUAUAUCAAUAG